Messenger RNA from Populus euphratica (Euphrates poplar), 1723 nucleotides. RefSeq names its product germin-like protein subfamily 3 member 4. Gene Ontology annotation, molecular function: manganese ion binding. NCBI's taxonomy places the organism in Eukaryota, Viridiplantae, Streptophyta, Magnoliopsida, Malpighiales, Salicaceae. The record is from RefSeq and is a predicted model, not a curated record. The transcript is spliced from 2 exons. The coding region runs from base 593 to 1189 and encodes 198 amino acids.
AUAACGUGGUUCUUGGUGAUGGGAAGAAUGAUUAUUUGCUUGAAAAGAAAGGACAGGGCAUGGAAGGAGAUGACCCAUGGCGACUAGUGAAUCGGCGCGUUUGAGUUGGAGAGGCCCAUGGCUAUGUUGAACAGCGUGCAUGUUUAUAUAGGAAAAGAACGGACGAGUGUUUGGUAAUUGGCAGGGCAUCUUUUUGAAAUUAAACUAGCGAAAAUUGCCAGAUUAUUUAAUCACAAUUUGCUGUCAAAACCCCUAGGUCAUGGGUUGCAUUCAGUAGAGCUACUUUGCCUUGCUGCAAUGGCAAGAAAGGUUGCUUACGCAGGAAAUUCAAAUACAUACGUAGUUAUUUGUUAGUGACUCAGAGAUUAAACAGUAGAAACAGUGGGGAACCAUCUUGGUUUGUAUAUUAAGAAUUCAGGAAAUCCAGCUGACUAAUCUUUCUUCUAAGCAAUGCCCUUCUUACAGGUUAAUCCAUUUGAGAUCCAGAAGUGAACUCCAAGCCUCGAAAAAAUGACUUGUAUUUCUUGCAACCUCUAAAAACUGCGUAUAAAACAAAGAAAAACAUUCACUAACUCCACGAUAAGAAACCAGGAUGAAAUUCACACUUUUCUUCUGCAUUUUCUUGUGCCCUUGCAUCACUAUCUGCUUGGCAGAUAGCGAUAAUCUUCAGGAUACUUGCCCAACAGCUACUACAGGCAAGCAAACUGUCUUCAUCAAUGGCUUCCCUUGCAAGAAUCCAAACAGCAUCGUUGCUUCAGAUUUCAAGUCAUCAAAACUGAGUCAUCCUGGUGACACAGGCAAUUUCUUCCGUUCAUCACUUACCCUUGACAUGGCUGCGGAUUUCCCAGGUCUCAACACUCUCGGCCUCUCAAUAGCCAGGACUGACCUUGACGUUGAUGGUUUGACCAUGCCUCAUUCCCAUCCAAGAGCAUCCGAGAUAUUCUUCGUUAGCACAGGCGUGGUGUUUGCUGGCUUUUUCGACACUCAAAGCAAACUGUUCUCAAAAACUCUCAAGCCAGGAGAAGUUUUUGUGGUUCCUCAAGGUCUGCUCCACUUUUUCAUCAAUACUGGCGAUGAGGCUGCAGCUGUUUUCUCUGUACUUAAUAGCCAGAACCCAGGGGUGGUAAAGAUUGCCGAUGCAGCGUUUGAGCCUUUUGGUCUAUUGUUACCCGUGUCUAGAAGUUUUUGAAGUUGCUGAAGAUGAUGAUGAUAUAUUCAAGAUCAUACAAAGCAUAGUGAUCAACUCUGGACCGACCUAUAAGGUCACCAGCUCUAGAAGCAACCCAUAAUCAAGAGAUACAGCUUGAGGCAGCAAUGGAGGAUGACAGAGGUCGAUCUACUGCAGACACUUUCAAUAAUAUUAAGAAGAUAGAGCUUGGGGCAUCGACAAUUGUAACCUCUGGAAUUGGACUAUCACAAGUUCAAGAGGAAAUAGAUUCUUUUGAGUGCUUUGUAUUUUAUUUUUCAAUGAUAAUUGAAAAUCAUUUCCCAUACCUUGUCUCUGCAAGAUAUAUUCAAAACACAAUUGAGAAUUACCACUCAAAAAAAAUCUCUGCAAAAUCAUUCCAGCCCACCAAUGCAAUAGACCAAAGCUUGACUUCAAGCAAGUUAAUGAAGCCCAACUUCAAGAGGCUCAAAAGGAAACAUAAAUGAAAAAUAAGGUUCUUCUUACCGUGGGAGAGCAUCGUUGUUCCUGGGGAAGAGGCUGAUAUUCCAACAUCCU